AUGACUGGACUUGCCAAAGUGUUGCAUGAGCAAGGAAGAUACGGAGAGGCUGAGACAUUGCUGCGCAAAGUGGUCAAGACACGGACCACCAAAAUGGGAGAAGAUAUUCCAACCUACGAAGUACUGCGCCAGCUAGCAGCAACUCUAGUUGCUCAAGGGAAGCAUUUGGAGGCCGAGAAGCUGUACCGACAGGCUGUGCAGGGUCUCACUGCUAUGCUGGGAAAUCAGCAUUUGAGGACAUUGUCAUGCCUCAGAGGACUUGCCGCAGUUCUCCAUCGGAACAGCAAGCUGGAGGAGGCUGAGCUUGCCUACAAGCGAAGCUACGUAGGCUUGAAAGCAAAGCUGGGCACAAAGCAUUACAAGACACUUGCAGCCAUGGAAGGCUUGGCAGCAGUUCUCCGAGAUGCAGGCAAGCCAGAGGAAGCCGAUCAUCUCUUUGAGAAGCUCACCGUGGUCCUGACUUCCGCCUAUGGUGAGAACAGCCUCCAAACUCUAAGUGCAGUUGGACAUCAUGCAUCAAAUUUGAAAGACCAGGGCAAGCUGGAAGAAGCAGAACAACUGUACCGCCAAGUUCUGCAGGGCCUUGUUCAGCAAUUUGGCAAUGACGAUAUGCUGAGCUUAUCCUGUAUGAAUAAACUUGGAGGAGUGCUUCACCAACAACAGAAGCUUACAGAAAGCGAGAAUAUCUUCAGGUUGACAGUAAGCCGCCUUACAAAGCACUUUGGUUCGGAGCACCCGGAGACACGUAAAGCAACGCUAGGCUGGGCCAUGGUUUUAAAAGAGCAGAACCCCAGCGAAGCUUUGACACUCUUCCAGCGCCUUCAGCCCAACAGAGCGCGAAAGCCCAACCUCCGGCGUCCGAACUCUUUUCAUGGACGAGGCGAACCGAAGCUGGACAUGAGCGCCAAUUUCGGCCGCCAUGUCACCAGCCGGCAAUUGCUGCUGCUUCCACUUUACGUCUUGUCGGCCCGGAAGCUACUCUACUCCUUGGUGGGCUCAAAAGAUGGCAAGGCUCAAACAGAAGCCUUGCAGCGCAUCCUAAGGAUGCCGGUCCACAACAUCAUGCUUGCACUCUACCCACGAGUGUAUCCUCUACCUGGGAAUACACCAGAAGGAGUUGAUCUUCCCAGGCAUUGCCCAGCAGCAGAGGAGCAAGUGUCCAGGGGGCCAGCGCCUGCCUACCUGGUGACCAAUGGCUUCGGCAUGUGGUAUCACCAAUCAGGCGAUCGGCCAGAGCUACGAGAGGCUGCCGGUGAGCUGGCCGAAAGGAUCAGAGAGGUGCUUCAGCCGGUCUCAGACUGGAUUCCACUAUUUGACUUGCCGCGCCUAUCUGUUCCUUUGAAGACGGAGGAAAAGAUCAUGCAGGAGGCUACCCCAAGCGGCCGGCCUCGCUAUGGCAGUCGCACGCCACACAUUGCAGCAGUGGCGAAGAGCUCUUCCGAGCACAUCUCUUGGCCUGAGAAGGUGUUGCUGUCCUCCCUCUUUGUCGAAGGCACGGGUGUCACAGAGAUGUCGUAUUCUGACUGGGUCCUCUUUCUUCAGGAGCAGUUGGCUCUUCGUCUCUCCGAGAGCUAG
Durusdinium trenchii is the source of this 1575-nucleotide messenger RNA. The record is from the annotation of a GenBank genome assembly. Lineage: Eukaryota; Dinophyceae; Suessiales; Symbiodiniaceae.